Messenger RNA from Neogale vison (American mink), 423 nucleotides. It is a transcript of the gene RLN3, whose product is annotated as relaxin 3. Gene Ontology annotation, cellular component: extracellular region. The record is from RefSeq and is a predicted model, not a curated record. Bases 1 to 423 code for a protein of 140 amino acids. The transcript has 2 exons. Gene Ontology annotation, molecular function: hormone activity. NCBI's taxonomy places the organism in Eukaryota, Metazoa, Chordata, Mammalia, Carnivora, Mustelidae.
AUGGCCAAGCGCCCGCUGCUGUUGCUGCUGCUAACUGUGUGGGUGCUGGCUGGGGAGCUGUGGCUGACGUCUGAGGCCCGAGCAUCGCCCUACGGGGUGAAGCUCUGCGGCAGGGAAUUCAUCCGGGCAGUCAUCUUCACCUGCGGGGGCUCCCGGUGGAGACGGUCGGACAUCCUGGCCUCUGAAGCUGCAGGUGACCGCUUACCAGAUGCAGACUCGGACCCAGACAGUGAGGGGGAUGAGGCAGUAGCCUCCAGCGAGUGGUUGGCCCGGACCAAGAACCCCCUGGCUUUCUAUGGGAGUGAACCCGUCUGGCAGGGAGCUCCGGGGGCUCUGCGCGGUGGCCGCGAUGUCGUGGCGGGUCUCUCCAGCAGCUGCUGCAAGUGGGGGUGCAGUAAGAGUGACAUCAGCAGCCUCUGCUAG